Columba livia (rock pigeon) is the source of this 2578-nucleotide messenger RNA. RefSeq lists its product as uncharacterized. The record is from RefSeq and is a predicted model, not a curated record. NCBI's taxonomy places the organism in Eukaryota, Metazoa, Chordata, Aves, Columbiformes, Columbidae. The coding region runs from base 1395 to 2549 and encodes 384 amino acids. The transcript has 2 exons. Gene Ontology annotation, molecular function: calcium-dependent protein binding.
AGGCUGGGCCCGGCCCGGCCGGGUCAUUUGUCUUGUCAUAACUGUUUGUUUAUUUAUUUCGUCCUUUUUAAUGGGUCGGGAGGACGCCGGGCGCCUGGCCGAGGGGAGGAGCUGGGGCCGGGUCGGGCUUCUCCAUUGGUGCGGCCUCUGCCUCGCGUAGCGCUGGGGGAGAGAAACGGGCGGCCCGGGGCGCGGCCGCUGAGGUUGGGGCAGGUAGAGGUGAAGCAGUUUGCCCUUGUGCUCUGGCGUGAGGCGAGAGCGCCGUCCCUGCGGCCGGACACUUGGCUUUUUCAAAUACGAUCUCCUGUGGUGUGGAAAUCAAGGGGCCAUGUAGCCCAUGAGUGUUUUCUCUGUGCCCCCAGAGCCGCGAUGCGAGGGCUGUGGGCUGGGCGAGGUGGCCGGUCCCUGGGCCUUGGCAGAGCGGUGUUCCUCAGUAGCUUUGUCUUUUGAUCCCACCAUUUAUUGAGGCUGUGCUAGAAACCCACAUAAAGUGGGGGUAACUUUCUGAAGAGCUGCCCUUGGGAGAACAGCCCAUCUGGGGCUCAUGAGGGUGAGAAACACUGGCCUGUGUUGGCCAGAGACGUGGUAGAUGAACCAUCCCUGGAGACAUCCCAGGCCAGGCUGGACGGGGCUCUGAGCACCCUGAGCUGGUGAAGAUGUCCCUGCCCAUGGCAGGGGGGCACUGGGGGACAUUUGAAGGUCCCUUCAACCCAAACCAUCCUGUGAUUCUGUGGCUGGUGUGUUUGCAGUUGGGGUGAGGUGGCACCAGCGUGGUCUGACUGCCCAAGCACCAGUGUUGUGACAAGGGACAGGGUGACAGCAGGCAGAGCCUUGUCUUGCAUCCAUUUAAGAGCCGUUUACACCAUUACUGAGCAUUAUCCUGGUGUAAAUCCUUGAACAGCCCCUGAACUCAACACGGUACCAUGGGGAAUGGUAGAGGGCUUCGGGCAUGUGCAUAAUCGGUCCCAUAGUUACCUGAGUUCCGCUUCCAGAAUGAGUUGAUGUGGGGCUGACGCUACAGACCCAGCACAGGCUGCGCUUGGGUGAACUGGGAAGUUCACAGCAAUAAAGGAACUGUCUCCUCUGCAAGCUGAGCAUGUAAACAUCCCCAAUGCGCUUUUUGUGAGCCAGUUCCCGCAAAAAGGCUUAAAACAUUUGGUUCUCUUUCAAGUCCAUAUUGGUUAAGAGUGAGAUUAUCAGACUGCUACACUCUGUAGGGCUAAAUCCACAUUUAAUUUGUUUUUGUUUCUCUUGAAGAAGCACUUGAGCACUCCAGGUCGGAGCUGACUCCUGCUGUAUUUCUUUUCUGAAAAGGCUGAUCCAAGGGGGCACUGGGAUCAGAUGAACUUCCAAACGGGCUCCUAGAGCUGUGAGCAGAAGGCAGAGGGGUCACCAUGGACGACCCUCCGGCCUUUGGGCACUGUCGGUGUCAUGAAGUUGAACCCGCUACUCACGAUCCGGUUCCCAGGCCCAAAAGGCUGUUGGAUUCCGCAGAGCAGGCUCAGGUCCUGCAGUCAGCGAAGAAGGUUUGUGUGGGGGGUCGUCACUGCAGCAGUCCAGAUCCAGCCUCUCACUUUCUGGAUGAUACUGACCAUGACGACCUUGUUGCCAGUUCUGUUGCUUCCAAAUAUGAUGAUGUAGCCAUUUCUCUAGAUACAUUCCCAUGUUUUGAUGAUAGCGAGCCAGACGACUCCUUGUUGGAACUGUCGGAUGGUGAAGGAGGGAAUUCUCCUUUCAAUUACACCGAGGAAGAGAUCCAGGAAAUCUUGGCAGAUGAUUGCGUGGAAUCUGAGCGGUACAUAAGCAGAGAAAGCGCGCUGAGCCAAAAUGGAAACUCAGAGAGUGAAAAGGACGAGAGCAGCAACAGCAGCACCGGGACAUCGGUCCUCAGCGACGACACAAAUGUGGCCUCGGAGAUCACAGAGACACCCAACGAAUCUCUGUCCAGAGAGAGCUCUCCCCUCGAUUCCGAAUGUUACCCCAGCCUUUUGUACGAAAGUGCGAGUUUGGACGAGAACCAGCUGCAGUCAGCCCAAGUAACUCUUAUGUUGUUUGACCUUGAUAUUCAGGAGCUUCUAAGCCUGAGCCCGAUUGAUGCUGAUGAUGUAGAUGAGCCUCUGGAGGACGGUUCUUUGGAGGAAGCCGAAAGAGAAGCUUCCGAAGCGAUCGCAAAUGAUUGCCUGGAGUGUGAGAAAGCUGCUGGUAGCUGUGUUCUGGAAGAAUCCACAGAUGGGCUGCUGUCUGAGAGCCGGCAAAGCCCGGAUCGCCUGGGAGAGACUCCUGUUACAAGCAGAGAUGUGUCAAACAUCUGUGGUGACCAUGUGGAAAGAUCCGUGUCCUCUUCUGGCCCUGCCUGCGAGCAGAGCACAGCUGAUGGGAGCUCAGCGCCCACACUGCCCACGUGUCCCGCCCCAUCUUCUGGGUCCAGAAACCAAGAACUUCCCAAAGCAAAGAGCUGUUUUUCAAGGAAAUUAGAGUUUCUAGAGGAUGAUGAGGGGGAACCUACAGAAGCUGAACAGCCGUCAAACAGCAUUGAACACACAUUGUAGUUCUUGUGAAUAAAAUGUCUUUAAAUCCA